Molecule: messenger RNA, 303 nt
Organism: Staurois parvus
Lineage: Eukaryota; Metazoa; Chordata; Amphibia; Anura; Ranidae
Source: the annotation of a GenBank genome assembly
UUAAAAGAAAUACACCCUGAGAAAAAUGAUUGGUCUUGGGGAGACUGGGACUAUACUCAACACUAUCUUGCCCGUGGCGCUGCCUGUGCAAGCAGCAAAACGUCUGAUACAGAGGGGCCCCCACAUCCCAUGAGCACACAAAAUCGAGAGAAGGAGGGGAGCCCUGCCUGUCCGGAGUCUGUCCUGAGGCUGCGUAAAGGACACAUGCCAGUCACCUCCGAGGGCACGGACUCACAACAUGACCAGUAUGACGAUACGUGUGUCCUCCUGGCUGGCCCACCUCCAUCUGCUGCCGAGGACAAU